This is a messenger RNA of Sporothrix brasiliensis 5110, 630 nucleotides long. Its product is annotated as charged multivesicular body protein 1. Bases 1 to 630 code for a protein of 209 amino acids. Gene Ontology annotation, cellular component: multivesicular body; ESCRT III complex. Gene Ontology annotation, biological process: endosome transport via multivesicular body sorting pathway; late endosome to vacuole transport; protein transport. The transcript is spliced from 3 exons. NCBI's taxonomy places the organism in Eukaryota, Fungi, Ascomycota, Sordariomycetes, Ophiostomatales, Ophiostomataceae. The record is from RefSeq and is a predicted model, not a curated record.
AUGUCGCAACGACAACUUGCACGAGACAUGCAGGUCGAGUUCCAGGCUCGGUUCAACGCCAAGCAGGCCCGGCGCGAGGCCCAAAAGGCUGCCAAACAGGACGGUGAGCUGCGAAAGCAAAUCCAGACCCUCCUGAAAAAGGGUGAGACCCAGCAGGCCGCGCAAAAGGCACGCAUGCUCUUAGCAAAGCAGGCCAUUGCCACCCAGAUGGACCAGGCUGCCGACAUGGCGGAGCUGUCUGUCGCCCAGAUCCAGGCCAACAACGCCAUGAACCGCAUGACCAACAUGAUGGCCCAGUCGUCGCGCACCAUGAGCCGCGCCCAGCGCAGUGUCAACCCCGAAAAGACCAUGGUGACCAUGGAACAGUACCGCACGCAGAACGAGGAAUACGCCAUGUCCAACACCAUCUACACAGACGCGAUGACCCAGAACACGUCUGUCCAGGUCUCGGACGACGCGGUGCACGAGCUUUUGGGGAAGCUGGCAGACGACGCCGGCGUUGAACUGUCCCAGGAACUCAAUUCGGCCCAAGUCAGCAAGACAGAGCCUGUUCGUGAGUCGGCCACCACGGAGCCUACAGCGGAGGAAGAGGACGCUCUUCAGCAGAGACUGCGGGCGCUUCGGGCAUGA